AUGAGUAUCGACGAUACGUAUCUUCGUGAAGCAACAUGGAGUAAUAUUGUUAUUACUGUCAUAUUUUCAUUUCUAUUUUUGUUGAUUGUUAUCGGUAAUGUUUUAGCAUUAUUCGUUAUUUAUCGACGAAAAUCAUUACAAGAUCCAGCAGGAGUAGCCUUAGCUAACCUUGCUGUUGGCGAUCUCUUAACAAGUAUCCCAUUACUAGGCUCGACCAUUAUCUUUUGGAUCGAUGAUGCUCAUAUUAAUCCGUUAGCGUGUAAAAUAUUGGCCUUUAUGUCAUUUUAUCCUUUUACAAUUAUAUUAUGGACUACAGCAUGGAUUACAUUUGAUCGUUGUUUUGCAGUCUAUCAUCCAUUUAAAUAUCAUCGUAUCAUUACAGUUAAGACAGUUGUUAGUCUACUCGCCAUCGCUUGGAUCCUUCUAUUAGUAUGGUGUAUGAUUCCGUUAUUAUCGUUGGGCCAUGGUUUAGGGAAUUACAACUAUGUUAAUUAUACCCAUUCCUGUUGGGUUGAUGUGGGCAAUUAUCGGCAAAAUGGAGUCUUUCUAUUAAUUACUUAUUCAGCAGUUUUAGUACUUGUUAUUAUUGUGGUAUUAUGUUAUAGUAUUUUGUUAAUUAAAGCGCGACUCGUAUUACGACGCAUAACUACUAUUCCUACUUUUCACUAUCCUGCGUCAUCAUCACUGCCGGCACCAAGUCAUAAAUCAGUUAAGACAACAUUAAUUGUUGUUGGUGCAUCAUUAAUGUGCAUUUUACCAGCUGUUAUCAUCAUCUAUAUUACUAUCAUGUCACAUCGUCUUAUUUCAGAGCCGUUAAUCUAUAAUUUAUUUUGCUUCUGGACAUUUUAUGUAGAUGCUGCACUCAAUCCAUUCAUAUUUGGCUUCUCUCAUAAAACUUUCCGUCUUGGUUAUCGUAAAUUGUAUCGUCAUUUUAUGAGUAAAUUUAUUACACCGCAUCAUCGAAUAUAUCCUGCAAUACCGUCUGCUCCAGCUUCAGUAUAUAACAGUAUCCAAAGUAAAAUGAAUGAUAUAGCUAGUAAUGGUUACGAUUGUUCAACAAUCUUUAAUUCUAAUUUAAAUAACGAAUAA
Molecule: messenger RNA, 1089 nt
Organism: Trichoplax adhaerens
Lineage: Eukaryota; Metazoa; Placozoa; Uniplacotomia; Trichoplacea; Trichoplacidae
Exons: 1
Coding region: 1-1089 (362 amino acids)
Biological process (GO): G protein-coupled receptor signaling pathway
Cellular component (GO): membrane
Molecular function (GO): G protein-coupled receptor activity
Source: RefSeq, a predicted model, not a curated record